GCAGUGGCUGCCACACGCACGCUCUGCCUUCCCCAGUCACCUCACUGGCACAUCUUCACCACCUGCACUUAUACAUGGAUUGUGUAAAUUAGAGAAACAUCUGUAUGCUGGUUUUGGAGUAAAUAUAAAUGAAUAGUGUUUUUUGUUUGUUUUUUAGAUAUUGAGUGUGUGGUCUCAUCAUGUAUGUGUCUAUAUACAGUAGAUGCUUAACAAAUACCAAGCCCCCGUGCCUCCACUAGUCUAUACACUCACAGUGUGCAGCAGUGCACUUCUUGGUACCUCCACGUCUGACCAGCUGCUGCAGCCAUCAGCCUCUCAAACGUUCUUCUGUUACUGUUGCCGUUCUCCACAGGAACAACAUGUACAUCGAUACUCAUGAAGGCGUUCGCAUUGACUUUUUAUAGUUAAUUGUGGGAGUGUGUGUGUGGGGGAGGGGGGUUCAAGUUGAUUAUGAUUUAUUAAGGGAGAAAUUCAUGCAUUUGCACGUGUGCACAGUUUGAUGAAUCUGAUUAUUUUUUGGUGCACGCCAUUUCAGCUUUUGUGUGCAGGUACACUCGGUACAGAUCCUACGCACUGUUUUAUGAAUGAGACCCCUGCUCUCUUUCAGGAUCUUCACGUUCUGUCUUUGAAGAAACUGCAAAUCUCACAGCCCAUCUCCUAUGACAUUGUGAACAUUUAAAAACCAGAAAAUGUACAAUUCACUAAUUCUGUCAAAGAACUACAUACAGCACACAGUGAGAUUUUUCUUUUCUUUUACCGGAGGAAAGUGUUCAUCCACUGACCUUAGCUUUCAUGCUUUUCUUUACUUUAGUCACGCAAUGUGUCGUUCCCUGAAAGCCUUUUUUCCUCCCUCCAUCCAUCCUGUGAGGGUCCAUGUCUGGCCUCGUUGUGUCAGAUUUCUGCCCCCUCAAGGUGUCUGGUGCUCGGUUACAUCACAGACAGGAGCUGGAUGGUGGCAGAGCUGGAAAUAUUAUCAGCAGACAAACACAAAGGGGGAGAGGAAGGGCGUCCAUAGGAGUUAUUUCUGUGUUUAUGUCUGUGCACGUGGAUCUGUGCCAUGCCUGAAGCUAUAAGGUCCAACGCCUGCAGCUUGUUGCUGGAUCUUUCUCCAGCAGUGAUGGAGAGUCUCUGCUUUUCUAAUCAGUGACUUUGACAUUGUCACGCAGGGGCUAACCCACUGCCUUUUGUUUGACUGAAUUAAGAGGGUUGUGUUUUUUAAAAUAUGUUGGUACAAAUAUGUACAGUAUGUUUGCUGUAAACUGUACAUAAGUGUGUAGAUGGCUCCCAAUCUAUGGGUUGCUGCCUCCAUGGGUUUUCCAAAAUAAAUCUGAGAGGUUCAGAAAUGAUGAACAGGAUAUGAAAGAAGUAGCAACAUAUUUCUGCUACACAUGUUAUUUUUUGCUAUUCUUCUACUUCUUGUGAAAUACUACAUAUUUUUGCUCAUUUAUGCCUCUAAAAUCUUCUAAAUGAAACAACCUGAGAAGGAAAAAUCACUCUGAAUUUGCUCAGAACUCAGACAUAUGCAACCUGUAACAAAAGGUCUUCAUUUUAAAGGGUCACAUGCCAGUUAAAGAUACUAUUGCUCUAGAAAGUGUUAAACUAUUUUAUUAAUAACACAUUAAUAUCAGUAUUAUUCGAUUAAAGAUGACCGACACUGAGGUGAAGAGCACUAUUUUCACAGCUGACUUUCUUAUCUGUGAACACUGGCGUCAUUACAGUGUACGGUGAUGUUCUUCAUGCUGUGUAAUACUGACUAAUGAAAUGGCUUUCUCUUAUGUAAAGCACAAGGUCACGCUGAUAUGUUGUUACUUGUUGUUUGACAUUAUCCUAAUUGGAAUGGAGAGGUUGUGGCCCAAAGAUGAUAAAGCAGAGAGAGGCUGCACAUGAGAGUGAGCGAGAAAGUCGGAGGUGCAGAAGGAACAAAGCUUGAUGAUGACUUCACCGAAAUGGAAAAGAGGAUGGACACCACCUCUCGGGCCGUGAUGGACAUCAUGACCAAGACCACUGAGUAUCUGCAGCCAAACCCAGCCACUAGAGCCAAGAUGAGCAUGAUGAACUCCAUGUCACGUAUGCGAGGCCAGGAGAAGGGACCGGGCUACACACAGACUGAGACUAUCCUGGGAGAGUCCAUGCAGCGGUUUGGCAGGGAGCUCGGAGAGGAGUCUAAUUUCGGCCUUGCUCUGAUUGAUGCUGGGGAAGCCAUGCGUGAGCUGGGAGAGGUUAAGGACGCUCUGGACAUGGAGGUCAAACAGAACUUCAUUGAUCCACUGCAGAACUUCCACGAAAAAGACCUCAAGGAGAUUCAGCAUCACCUGAAGAAAAUGGAGGGCCGUCGUCUGGACUUUGAUUAUAAGAAGAAGCGUCAGGGCAAGCUGACAGACGACGAGCUCAAACAAGCACUAGACAAAUUCGACGAAUCCAAGGACACUGCUGAACAGAGCAUGUUCAACCUGUUGGAGAGUGAUAUUGAACAGGUGAGCCAGGUCGCCGCACUGGUCCACGCUCAGAUGGAGUAUCACAGACGGGCUGCGGAGAUCCUCACACAGCUCACCAGUAAGAUUGAUGAACGGAUAAGGGAUUGUUCUAACAAACCAAGGAAAGAGUACAUGCCUAAACCGCGUACAUCUCUGGACUUCUCCAUCAGUGAGAACCACAAUGGAGGCAUCCACAGUGCUCGCUCUCCAGCAAGGUCUCCAGCUCCCAUGGACCAGCCUUGCUGUCGCGCACUGUACGAUUUUGACCCCGAGAAUGAAGGUGAGCUAGGCUUUAAGGAAGGCGAUAUCAUCACCUUGACCAACAAGAUCGAUGACAACUGGUACGAAGGGAUGUUGCACGGCAACUCCGGCUUCUUCCCCAUCAACUACGUGGAUAUCCUGGUGCCGCUGCCCCACUAGGACGGCAGGUUGUCCAGCCACCAGCUGAGUUUGCAACAAAUCCUGGCCUCCAGUUCCUUCUUGUGUAUUCCCAGUUACCGUUCCUAAACAUUCCCACCGACCACCUGUACUCCGCUUUAAAGGGGUCAAAACAACAGCAACACAAUAAAGAUAAAACGAGAUUGACGAAGAUGAAUAAAAGCAAGUAUGCACCAAUUGAGCAUAAAAACUUUAAAAGAAAAAGAAGAAAAAUCAGCAUUGAUGUCGUUCCUUCCCCUCCACACCUCUAAAAGGAGCUGCCUUCAGGCUUCCGUAGCCAUUUUACCCAUUUCUGUCCUGGCUUUUGUCUCAGUUUAGGUUGGCUGUCAGUCUCUCAUGAGUUUAUCAGAACAUCUUUGCAAAAUAAUCACACUUUAUCCCAUUCACUGUACUUUGUGGCAAACCUCUACAGUAGAUAGAAAUUUUUUCUCACAUACUAGAAAAAAAAAUCCACGUGCUUCAUGUUUGUUAGAGACUCUUGAUCAAGCAUGGUUUCAAGUGUUGACUUAUCUUAUACAAAAUACAUUGAGCUGAUUAGUUUCAUUUUAAAUCUUCCUCUUUUUAAUGCUAGUCGUCUCUUGGCAUGCUCGGGCAGUGUCUAGAGAAACCAGGUCCCUGUCAUGCUCUAAAAGAUCAGUCCAAAGGAUGUCAUCACAUUUUUAAAAAAAAAAGUUGUAGACUGAUUCAUCUAGUUGCUAACAACUUAAGAUUACCUAUAGUUAUUUUUGAACAUAUCUACAUGUGCGUGUGAUUGGUUAUAUGUGAUUUAGAUACCAAAGUUACCUGCAGAAACCUGAAUCAACAAGACAGCAAGGUGUCAACAAAUCUGAUGCAACAGGGUGAAGUUCUAGUUCUUUGGUAUUUUUAUUGGGGGAGCAAAAUUGUAUUCUUCAGUAUGUGACAUUACAUGUCUGAGCCAGUGAUUAGUGAAGUGAUGACAUGAUUUGCAAAAAAAACACAAGUUGUGCAGUUUAAACCGUUUGAAGUGAUGUAAGAAAACUAUGGUGCAUUUGCUCAGUAUGAAAUAAGUUCCAAUCCUCUGACGUGUAUUUUAUCAACAACUUGUGUGACAAAUGGUUGAAGUAUUGUGAAAUAAUAACUUGUAGGACUUUAAUGCUCAUUGAGGCACCUGUUUCUUUCUGCAGCAGAAGGUGUAGCUCUUUUUGCUGCAUUCCUACUACUGUAGUCCAAUUAGUAUCCUUUAGUUAGCUGUCUAUAAGCCAUUAAUAUGAAACUAGACAUAGCCAACAAUCCUCUCUUUGAAAUGCUUUCUAAGGAGGACAAAGGAGUGCACAAAUGGCUGAAUGGAAUGAGAGCUCUUUCUUUUUUUGUCUUGAUGGAAAUGUUUUCUUAAUUGAAAUGAUGCAACAUACACUAAAAAAAAAAAACCUUUCGCCAUCAUAAUACAAACAAAAAGCCACUGGUUUUCUUUUUCCGUGUCAUGUCAGACCUCAGAAAAAGUGUUAGAUAUUCUAUUAUUAUGUUUCAUUUUCUCUAACUAGCUACAUGCUUGUAUGGAGUAUUGUGUGAGAUUGUUUUUUUUUUUCUCCCUUCUGUUAAUGAUGUACUGAUAAUCUAGAAAUCAAACCAAAACAUGUUUUAGUCAGCUGAGCAGUUUGGAGCUGUAGUGCACACGGUCUCCCUGAGGUUUUACUCUCUGCAAUGUCGACAACGUAUUACCCUUCUGCAAAAUAAUCUGUGCAGCAGUAACACUUAUUUCUUUUCACCCAUCUUGUAAUGAUGUUGUGCGUGUAUUUGGGGCGGGGUAUUAGGGUUUGCAUACUGUUCGUGUUAUGCACAGGGACAGGUUUGCAGAGGACCUCUGAUGUUGAGGUAUUUCAGAUAUAUACUGUUUCUGACAGUGUUCAACAUUAAAACAAACAUGGAUGUCUCUUUGAUCAAAGGACCAAUUCAUAUACAUAUAUAUAUAUUAAGUAGAAAUUACAGUAAAUGAUACUAAAUCGACUGAUAACCCAUAUCAAGUGUUUCUUUUUAAGGGACGCACAACUUUAAACUGACAGUAUACAUUGUUGGCUGGCUAUGAAUAACGUUACAGUUGGAAGAGGUCACGUAUUUAUUUUUUUUAAAGGCGAUAAAAAUUCCUUCCCUGAUUUUUCUUUCAAUUUUUUUUUAAACAAUCGUGUGUAUCUUUGCCCUCAAUGAGGACUGUACAGCUUUUCUGUGUUUUGUUUUCACCUUGUGUGUAUAGUCGCUCAUCAACAGUAACGUAUCUUAUUUUUGUAACUGUGACAAAAGUAUACACAUAUAGAUGUAUAUAUACAGUAUAUUAUCCAGAAGCAAUGUGAAAGGAGGGAUUCUCUGUGCUGCACAUGAUUGUCUUUGGAUUGGGUUUUUUUUUUCUUUGUUUUCUGUUUUAUUUUAUUCUUGCACUGGAUUCUAAGACUGUAUGCUUGAUGUAAAGAAAAAAAUGUGAUAAGUCAGUGUAAUUUAUUCAAAUAAAUACCGACAAAUGG
Thunnus maccoyii (southern bluefin tuna) is the source of this 5386-nucleotide messenger RNA. It is a transcript of the gene sh3gl2a, whose product is annotated as SH3 domain containing GRB2 like 2a, endophilin A1. Gene Ontology annotation, cellular component: cytoplasm; presynapse; glutamatergic synapse. The record is from RefSeq and is a predicted model, not a curated record. The transcript is spliced from 10 exons. Gene Ontology annotation, molecular function: protein binding. Bases 1884 to 2894 code for a protein of 336 amino acids. Gene Ontology annotation, biological process: synaptic vesicle uncoating. Lineage: Eukaryota; Metazoa; Chordata; Actinopteri; Scombriformes; Scombridae.